This is a messenger RNA of Pyrgilauda ruficollis (rufous-necked snowfinch), 1265 nucleotides long. RefSeq names its product basic salivary proline-rich protein 1-like. The coding region runs from base 1 to 825 and encodes 274 amino acids. NCBI's taxonomy places the organism in Eukaryota, Metazoa, Chordata, Aves, Passeriformes, Passeridae. The transcript is spliced from 2 exons. The record is from RefSeq and is a predicted model, not a curated record.
AUGAUGCUCUCCAUGCUCAAGCCUGACACCUCAUCAUCCCAUUUAACAAAAACUGGAGACAACAAACAGCUACUAGACAACAAUCCCAGCCGGAAAACACCACCAACAACAAAAAACAUCUCGCAGCAACAGCCUCAGAACGCAACCGCACCGAGCCCGGACUACGGGCCCGGACGGUGCCGUGGGGACAGCACGAGGGGCGACGGACGGCGAAGCACCAGGCACCCAGGCUGGCACACAAAAUCCGGCUUGUGGCGCGCUCGAGCGGGCGGAGCGGGCACGGGCUGCCGGCCGGGACGGGGGAGCUCUCCGCGGGGCUCCCGUCCCCGCCGGCCGCCAGCGCCGCGGGUUUCGCCCUCCCGCCACGGCGCCCGGCCCGCGGCGGCGCGCCCGCCUCCCCGCUCCCCCCACCGUAAGGCCGCGGUCCCGGAACUCCCGUACACAGGCCCCGGCAGCGACUCCCGAGUCCCUCCCGACCGCGCUCCACCAGCCGCGGCCUCACACGGAUCGGCACCGCCGCCUUCCGGGGCGCCGCCGCGGGGCCGGCCGCGCCCGCCCGGGAGCGGCGGCGCGGCCUCGGCGCGGGGCCGGCGGCCGAGCUCCGGCCAGGCGGGCCAGCCGAGCGCCGAGCGGGGCCCAACGGCGGCGGCGCCGAGCGCGGGAGCAAGGCCCGAGCAGCCGAGGCUAGAACGCCGCCAGGCAGCGCCAGCCGAGCGACGAGGUCUCCACCGCCGCCCGGGGGCGACGGAGGGCAGGCGAGAGCAGUCGAGCCCCGAGAAGUGCGGGGCAGCGCCCCAGCCCAGAAUUAAAAUCUGCAUAAUUUAGCUUAGAGAGGCGUGGAAUACUGGAAAAAUGCUCUUAACAGAACGAAUGCAAACGAACACGUGCGAUAGUCAGUUUGGAAGUCAGAGUGGAAGUUCCUAUUCUAUAUUUCCAGGAUAAGGGUGGUCCGGAUUUAAAAGGAGAAGCGCGUGUUCGUGUCCUCACGAACGCCCGGUCCGCAAGAACCGGCCCGGUGCCGGAGCAGCGGCCGUGCAGGUCUCCGGGCUGUCGCAAACAGUUCGAGCUCCUGAGCUUUAGGGGACGACGUAGCAGGCGGGUCGGGAAGGCCGGACCUUCCCAAUACCUCAGGCAAUGGGGAAAGGAAGAGGGCAACGGGAGUUUAGGAUAAAAGGAGGCUGCGUCCUCCAAAAUCUUGAGAGACCCGCGGGGGUAUGGGCCAGGGAACUCUCUCCUUUUAUUCAAAUAAAAUGAAUAAAGUUGCA